AUGUCUCUCCACUCUUCCCACUUCUCCACCACCAUCCCUCAGUACUCGUGUGGUGCUAAAAAGGGAAAGCAGCAAAUGUACAUGGAGUUCGACUUCCAUCAUGCUCCAGCUGAGGCAGUCCAGGCUGCCCCUGAUGGAGCCUCGGCCGAAAGUCUGGAAGUGCUUCUCCCUGUUGAUGCCCAGAGACAGCCCAUUGCAGGACCUGUCCAUGGUUUCAUCAAGGAGGAAAUUCCCCAGCCCAAUGGCAAAGAGAGUAAGGAGGUGUUCCACCCCUUUGGUUUCAACCAGCCUGUUCCUGUUGUCCCUGCUGCUCCUGUUGCCCCUGUUGCCCCUGUUGCUCCUGUUGCCCCUGCUGCACCGGCUGUACCAGCUGCACCAGUUGCACCAGUUGCACCCAUGCUCCAAAUUGCAGCUGCCGUCCCUGCUCCCAAACCCAAAGAUGAUGAUGAUGACGAUGAUGACGAUGAGUAAAAUGACUGAUUGUAUGUCAACGAUGUCCCGUCAACACCGCUCUGAAUUUCCCAAAGCAGACUGACAGAA
Molecule: messenger RNA, 540 nt
Organism: Myripristis murdjan (pinecone soldierfish)
Lineage: Eukaryota; Metazoa; Chordata; Actinopteri; Holocentriformes; Holocentridae
Gene: scpp7
Product: secretory calcium-binding phosphoprotein 7
Exons: 8
Coding region: 1-471 (156 amino acids)
Source: RefSeq, a predicted model, not a curated record